Molecule: messenger RNA, 2894 nt
Organism: Ipomoea triloba (trilobed morning glory)
Lineage: Eukaryota; Viridiplantae; Streptophyta; Magnoliopsida; Solanales; Convolvulaceae
Product: receptor-like protein EIX2
Exons: 2
Coding region: 1-2640 (879 amino acids)
Molecular function (GO): protein binding
Source: RefSeq, a predicted model, not a curated record
AUGCAUAUGAGAAUGUUCACUGCACUUCCAACUAUCCUUUCCCUUGCAAUUUUUCUGCACUUGGCUUCAUCUUCUUUCACAAAAGGAGUCGAAGGAGCAGAAAAUAGUAUCAUAAGGUGUAUCGAAACCGAGAGGCAAGCACUCCUGGCUUUCAAGCAAAGCAUUAUGGAAGACAAUGGCAUGUUGUCUUCUUGGGGAAGUCAUAAAGAGUGCUGCAAAUGGUGGGGUGUUGGCUGUAACAACGCCACGGGCCAUGUUAUCCGCCUCGAUCUUCAUGGCAAUUCAAGUACCCAUCACUACCUAAGUGCUCCCAAGGUUAGUCCAUCUCUGCUUCAACUCAAGCAUUUGAAUAAUCUGGACCUAAGUUACAAUGAUUUCCAAUGGAGUUCAAUCCCUGAAUUCAUUGGAUCUUUCCAGAGAUUAAGAGUUUUGAAUCUUGAAAAUGCCAACUUUGCUGGUGCUAUUCCUCCCCAUCUUGGGAACCUAACAAAUCUAAGAAUUCUCUUAUUAUCUCACAAUGGACUAAAUGAAACGAUUGCCGAGCUUCUUGAGAAGUUAGCAAGGGGUGAAACAGGGAAGUCAUUACAGAUUUUGGGGUUAUCUGGGAAUGAACUAACUGGCAAACUCCCUGCAAAUAUGAGCAAUAGAUUUGAAUCCUUGAGAGAAUUUUAUGCAAGGCAAAACCUAAUGAGUGGAUAUUUGCCUCUAUUGCCUUCAAGCCUUGAGCAGUUAGAUUUAGCCAUUAACAAUUUUGGUAGUGUGUUUCAAAACCCCAACAAAGGUUUUGGAAAACCAAGUAAUCUUAUGAAACUGGAUUUGUCCUACAAUCUGAUCUCAGGGCCAUUUCCAGAUUUAUCAGAUUUUUUGUCAUUGAGGGUUUUAAAUCUGAGUGGGAAUCUAAUACAAGGGGGGUUAUCAGAGAGCAUAGGAAAGCUACCAAAGCUUCAAGUAUUUCGUGCCAAAGCCAAUUCAUUGGAAGGGGUUAUUAGUGAAGCCCACUUUUGGAACCUUUCCAGUAUCCAAAAGAUGGAUUUAUCCCUAAACCCUGGAUUGUCAUUCAACUUUAGUGAUGAUUGGGUUCCUCCUUUUCAUACCCUAAAUUCUCUAGUGUUAGCAAACUGUAAAGUUGGGCCUAAAUUCCCUAAAUGGCUUCAAAAUCAAAGUUUGUUUUCAGAGAUUGAUCUCUCUUCUGCUAGUAUUUCUGAUACACUCCCCCAUUGGUUUUGGGACCUCAUUUCCCCUAACCUUAGAUACUUGAAUUUGUCUUACAACUCCAUUGAUGGCACAUUGCCUGAUUUAUCCAACAAGCUUUCUCCUUUUUCAAUCAUAGAUCUCAGCUUCAACAAGUUUUGGGGUCCCAUAUCCAAAUUCGUUGGGGAUUUUUUGAUACUUAAUCUCUCGAACAAUAAGUUUGUUGGCUCAAUUUCUUUCCUGUGCUCAGUUAUUAGCCAAAAUGCUUUAUGCAUUGACCUUUCAUAUAAUCAUUUCUCCGGAGAGGUUCCUGAUUGUUGGAAUAGUAACAUUUCAAAUUUAGCCAUUAUUAAUUUUGCAAAUAAUGGUUUCAGUGGAGAAAUUCCCAACUCUUUAGGCUCCCUAUCUCAACUUCAAUCAUUGCACUUGCGAAGCAACAACUUCAAUGGGGAAUUGCCUUCCUCAUUCCAAAACUUCAAAUCCUUGAAAGUUAUGGAUCUGGAAGGAAAUAAGUUUAUUGGGACAAUCCCAACAUGGAUAGGGAGCUAUCUAACUAAUUUGACCGUUCUUAGCCUACGGAAUAACAACUUUAAUGAAAGUAUGCCUGAAAGUUUGUGUCACCUGAAGAAUAUUCAUUUCUUAGAUCUCUCUCAAAACAAGGUGACAGGGAGAAUCCCAAGCUGCUUUAACAAUUUUACAACUCUGAUUCAGAGUACUCCCUUUACUGGAAGCAUUGAAAUCUCUUACUUUACUAUCACGGGAGAUAUUGAUUAUCCUGCCUACUACGUAGACGAUGUUUUUGUUCAGUGGAAAAACAAGGACGCAAAGUUCAAUAAGCAGUUAGGAUUCCUGAAUUGCAUUGAUCUUUCAAGUAAUAAAUUGAGUGGAAAUAUCCCAGAAGAACUUUAUGCUCUCAAGGAAGUAGUGUCCUUGAACUUGUCAAGAAACCAUUUGACCGGUAAAAUCUUUCCAUCAAUUUAUGAGAUGGAAAAUUUAGAAUCCCUUGAUCUAUCCAGAAAUCAACUCUCGGGUGAAAUUCCAUCUAGUCUUGCUCUAUUGACUUUUCUUGGGGUUCUUGACCUGUCGAACAACUUCUUGUCUGGCAAAAUUCCAAAGGGCACUCAGCUGCAAACUUUCAAUGCUUCAUCAUAUGCUGGAAAUAGCGGCUUAUGUGGGGAUCCACUUCCCAAGUGUCCCACAGAUGAUGUUCCUUCACAUGGCAAAAACAAUAACUACAAAGAAGGUGAUGAUAAUCUUGUAGAUCGAGAGUUUUACAUAUCCAUGGUGCUUGGAUUCUCUAUAAGCUUUUGGGGACUUCUGGUCUCGUUGGUGCUCAGUGACAAAUGGAGAUUAGCCUACUAUGGGUUCUUCAAUGAUGUCAAAGAUGGGUUGUACGUGAAUAUGAAAAUUUGUUUGAAGAGACUGCAGCAAAAAUUUGUGGGCACGUGAUGAUUUUUGAUGAAUCUAUAACGCUAGAUGGAUCAUGUGCAAUUGCAGCACAAAAUUGAAGAAUCUUGAUGGAGUAGUUGGUUUGAAGAUUUGUGUGUUUCCUUCACUUUUUGUUAAAUGGAGAUCAGAAGUCUGUAUUUAGUUUUAAUUUCCAAGUACUAUGCAUGUUUAUAUAUAAUUGUUGUGUGUGCAUUUACAGUACGUUUUGUAAGAUCCGAUGCUACAACUUCAAAAUAAACAAGAGAUGCCACAUA